Plutella xylostella (diamondback moth) is the source of this 600-nucleotide messenger RNA. Lineage: Eukaryota; Metazoa; Arthropoda; Insecta; Lepidoptera; Plutellidae. The record is from RefSeq and is a predicted model, not a curated record.
GAUAAAAAUAACAAUUAAUUUUUGAUAAACUUUACUGUACCACUCUUAGUGUAGUCUUUGAAAAUGCAGGUCCUUGUGCUACUGCCAUGGCUAUUUGUUAUUAUAACCGCUCAGGAUACAUUAUACAGCGUUGAUCAACUAUUACAAAGAGGAAUCAGCAGUGGCGACGGAGUUUCUACAUAUGCAGUGGAUGGCGAUGACGGCGCGAUCCAAUCCAACGAUGGCCUGAAUGCGAACCUUGAGGAACAACAGCAAAAAAAACUGCAAAACCUUGGAACUAUGUUUUUACGGAUGGCACAAGCAGCAGGAUUACGGGAAAAUAAAAUAAAACGCCCCCCUUAUCCCCCCACGAAUCCGCAUGGCGGUCCAGUGCAGAUGUACACGGUGUCCGGGGGACCGCUGCUGCCGGGACAACUCAUCGUGUCCGACUUCCACACUAGAAGGGGGGAAGAGGUCGACGUCGACACUAGAAGCGGGGGAGAGGUCGACUUUGAUCCUAGAAGGGCGAUAAUGAAUGCUUCUGGGCCGACUGAAAAGCCUAAACGCGAGCCCUAUAUGAAGUUAAAAUUGCAAGGAUACGUUUACAGAAUGCAUGGAUAA